Messenger RNA from Pochonia chlamydosporia 170, 732 nucleotides. Its product is annotated as NlpC/P60-like cell-wall peptidase. The record is from RefSeq and is a predicted model, not a curated record. Bases 1 to 732 code for a protein of 243 amino acids. The transcript has a single exon. NCBI's taxonomy places the organism in Eukaryota, Fungi, Ascomycota, Sordariomycetes, Hypocreales, Clavicipitaceae.
AUGCAGUUUACACUUAAACUAUUAGCCUUUUCCCUCGCGGCAGCUUCCGCAGCACACGCCUACCCCAUCACCGAAGACAACGUCAAAUGUCGCGACGGCCCAUCAACCAGCCAUGCCAUCGUGCGCGCAUACCCCCUCGGCACUGACGUGACGCUGCUGUGCCAAACACCCGGAGAAGUCAUCUUCGGCAAUUCCCUCUGGGACAAAACCACAGACGGGUGCUUCGUCACAGACUACUACGUCAAGACUGGCUCAACCGGCAUGGUCACCGGGCCCUGCGUCAUGCCCGGCGGCGCCAUCAACGACAAGAUCAGUCGUGCCGACAUCAUGGCCCGCGCCCAGUUCUGGGUCGACAAGCAUGUUCCCUAUUCCAUGGACGCCAGUUACCCUGAUCCGCAGGGCACAAAUUACAGGACCGACUGCUCUGGUUUCGUGUCCAUGGCUCUGCACACGACGCCCCAGGGGUAUAGUACCGUGAGUCUGCCCGAUGUCGCAAAGUCUAUUUCCUGGUCGGAGCUGCAGGCUGGUGAUUUUGUUGGAACUCUGGGGCCUGGUACGGGUGGUGCGGCUGGUCAUGUUACUAUUUUUCAUUCUUGGGUGGAUAAGUGCAAGAAGGCGUAUAAGACGCUCGAGUGUAAAGGGGAUGCUGGGUGUGUUGCUUUCCAGAGACCUGUUGGAUGGGGAGUGGGCAACUUUACGGCUCAGCCGUAUAGAUAUACCAAUUUGGCGUAG